UCUUCCUCCAGUAAUCCUCUGAAUCCAGCCGCUGAGUUUCGUGAACUUUUCUCUCUGGAUCUCAGAACAAGUUUUCCUGAAAUCAGGACUUUCCUGUCAGGCUGCCUGCUGGAUUUGAAUAGUUCAGAGGAGCCGCCAGCCGCUGAUUGGUCCGCAGGGAGGGCUGCUUUGAGCGCGCGGCUGUCUGUCAACGGAACGCUGACCGCUGAUUGGCCGGUUGCGGCGGGGGGCGGGCUCAGCGCGGGGUAUAAACGCAGGGUCAGCCUCCUGAGCGGCUGGAAAUGAGUGCUGGUCCUCAGCGGCGCCGCGGCGUCUCCGAUGUUUCCACUCACAGCUGACUGGAGCAGUUCAGCCAGAACCGAGCCCGAGCAGUGACAGGCGGUUCCGGAGCCGGAUGGAGGUGGACCGGGGCGCCAUGGAGUGCGCCGUGGACGCGCAGAGCCUGAUCUCCAUGUCCCUGAUGAAGAUCCACAGCUCCCGGACGCAGCGCGGCGGCAUCAAGCUGCACAAGAACCUGCUGGUCUCCUACGUGCUGCGCAACGCGCGCCAGCUCUACAUCAAGGAGAAGUACGCGGAGAUCUACCGGAUGCAGCAGUACGAGGAGGUGAUGGCGGUCUGCAGCGGGAUCCAGGAGCUGGACCCGCUAGAGCCGCUGGAGCCGCAGGGCGCGGAGGACGCGGAGCCGGAGCAGCCGGUGCGCGCCGCGGGCUGCGGGGAGGAGAGCCGGGCGGCGGGCGGCCGGGAGCCGGAGCCGCCGUACUACCGGAGCUGCUGCAUGGAGGACCAGUUCUCCCAGAACUGCAACAAAACCACCGUGCUGGACCUGGACACGCACGUGGUGACCACUGUGGAGAACGGCUUCCUGCACCAGGACUGCUGCUGCGCCGCCGCGGCCGCCGCGCCGCAGUGCGCGCCGGGCGCCGCGGCCAGGAAGCGGAAGGUGGACUCCGCCGGCUGCUCGCCGGACGCGGAGGAGCCGUCGGACUACACGGCGGGGCGGAAGCGGUUGAAACGGGAGGAGUGCUCCGGCGCGGACUGCAGCCCGGACGCCUCCAACAUCUCCAACCUGAUCUCCAUCUUCGGCUCCGGCUUCUCGGGGCUGCUGAGCCGCCAGGCCGACCUGGAGCAGGUCUGCAGCAAGCAGGCGCUGGCCAGCCUGGGCGCCUGGACCCGGGCCAUCGUGGCGUUCUGAGCCGCCUCUUCGUGACGGACCGUUUCGUACCAUGUCCGAUGCGCUGAUUUGUAACAUUUUUAUUUCGUCAUGAAUUUAAAUGGUCAUAAAUGUUCCGAUGUUCGGUUGGUUCUGAUCUGGUUCGGUUCGACAGAGUCAGAAUCAGCUGUUUCAUGCCCGGGUACGAAAUGGCGCAGGGACGGAACGAGCACGACGGAAGGGAGACCGGGCUCAGCUGUUCUGUGUGGGAACAUUUCAGAGGCAGGUCCAGAGUUUACACGGUGGGGGGCCUGGGGGCCGGGGGCCGUUUUGCACAUCCGGGAGGCUGGAGGUCCUCCACACUUCUUCUUCUGUGUCCCAUUUCUGUAGUUACACAGUAAAAAAUGAACAGCAAUAAUUUGGUUUAUUUUAACGAUAAAAGAGAAAAAUGUGGAUAGUCAUGUUUUCACCGCCAUAUUCCUACAUUUAUAAAUGUCAGAAUUUUAAAAAGAAUAUUAAAUUAAUAAGCUAAAUAUUUAACUUUCAAAUAAAACUUUUAGUAACAAAGAUAAAUAUUUAGUUUUUGAACUAGAUAUUCACCUCAACAUUAAAUAUUUAGGGCUGUUCAAAGUCCUAUUUUCAUCGGUUUUCCUACAUUUAUAUCAGAGUUGCAAACUAAAUAUUUACAAACUAAAUGUAGGAAUAACAUGGUGUGUUUUCUGGCUCAAUAAUCUGAAUCAUUGUUGGUGUUUUGCUGUGUGGCUGUAGACAUGUCUGCUGAUCCAACAGGAAGUGACACGUUUGCAGGUUUCAGGUCGAGUCGGCCAUCUUGGUUCGCCUGACAUCAGCAGCGGUGGCGCAGGCCUGAACUGGUCCAGGUUUUACCUCAGAGCAGCGAGUCUCAACGGAACCAGGAAGUGGAGGAUGCAGCUGAGCCUGGCCUCAGAACCGGGUCAUCCCUGAGGAACUCCUAUUGCCUUAACCCUGAAGUUCGCUGAGCGUUUUCAGCAACAUGUUGGAGAAACAGACUCUGGAUCUCAAACGUGGCUUUGUUUCCUUCAUGGCCGCCGUUCUGUUGAGUCCCGGCUCGGUUCUGUGGGUCCAAACGUUGUGAGAACGGAUCAGAAUUAGUCCUUUUGUUUUAGAAAGGGAAGCUCCUGGUUUCAGCAUCAACCCGAGGAUCCUGCGCUAGCUUUAUGAGCACUAUGUGUACCAAACAGAGAACUCAGCCAUUCUCCACAUAUUUUCUUUCUUAUUCUUGUAUUUUUGUGCUUAAUAAAUUGUAUAUCUCCGGGUCAAACUGUUCAAGAAAGUAUUUGUUAAAAUUUAUAAUCUUAAUAAAAAAUAAAAGUCUUUCAUCUGAA
Molecule: messenger RNA, 2514 nt
Organism: Poecilia latipinna (sailfin molly)
Lineage: Eukaryota; Metazoa; Chordata; Actinopteri; Cyprinodontiformes; Poeciliidae
Gene: ier5l
Product: immediate early response 5-like
Exons: 1
Coding region: 395-1192 (265 amino acids)
Source: RefSeq, a predicted model, not a curated record